This is a messenger RNA of Eucalyptus grandis, 1579 nucleotides long. RefSeq lists its product as uncharacterized. The transcript has 9 exons. NCBI's taxonomy places the organism in Eukaryota, Viridiplantae, Streptophyta, Magnoliopsida, Myrtales, Myrtaceae. The record is from RefSeq and is a predicted model, not a curated record. Gene Ontology annotation, cellular component: CURI complex; UTP-C complex. Gene Ontology annotation, biological process: ribosomal small subunit assembly; rRNA processing. Bases 192 to 1235 code for a protein of 347 amino acids.
GGUCGUUCCUUUUCGCUCGGCCCGCCCCGCUCUCUCUCUCUGCAACCACCGCCGCCGCCGCCGCCGCCUCCUCCUCCACCGCAUCUUCCAUACCCCUCCUCUCGGGAACCGCCGCCCGCGUCGCCGUUCGCUCGCCACCGCGCUUCCUCAGCUGCUACGGCCCUCCGCAGCCACUCGCGCCUUACAGAGCAAUGUCAGAUCAAGUGAAAGUGGGAAGCAUAUUGAAAAAGCAAGGAGAGAAGAAAGGUAAAUCAAAGGGAUCUAUCAGGAAAAAAAGGAAGGAUGGCAAUUCAAGGGAUACAGGAAACCAAAUACUGGAAACAAACGGUGGACCUGACAGUAACGAGCUUCAUCAUACUUCUAUUGUGGAUGACCAUUCUGAAGGAAGUAAUUUGAAGAAGGUCAAGAGGAAGAAGAAGAAGAAGAAUCAUGACUUGUCAGAAGAUGACCACCUAUCGACAAAAUAUGAUGAACCUGAUCAAGGAGAGGUUCAUCAUAUGUCAUUGGGGAUUGAGGAUGCUUCUGAAGGAAUGACAAAUAAGGCUCAGAAGGUUAGGAGAAAGAAGAGGAAGGAUCACGACUUUCCAGAAGAACGUGGCCUAUUAAGAAAAAAGAAUGACAAUCCUGAUACUGGGGAGGUUUAUCCUGGCUCCUCCUCAGGGAAUGGAGAUACUUCUGAAGUAAGAAAAAGUAAGUCUAAGAAAGCUAGGAGAAAGAAAGGGAAGCCCCUACAGUCCCCAAGAGAUAUUGACCAAGUAGUGGAUAAGAACUCUGAACCUGAUCUGGAUGAUGUUCAUCAAAUUUCUUCUGGGGAUGAGGACGAAUCCAAAGGAAUGAAGAAGUGGUUGGCGGAAUACUAUCAGAAAAGACCAGGAAUAGAGAUAUUGCAACAAAGAAUUGAUGAUUUUAUAACCACUCACGAGACGAAACUGGAACAGGAAAGAAAAGAAAGAGAAGCCCGUGUUGCAGAGGGAGGAUGGACUGUGGUAACCCAUCACAAAGGAAGGAAGAAAACCACAGAUAGUGAAAGCGGAAUUGUUGUUGGCUCUGUUUCCCAGGCUGCUUUGGAGGACAAGCUGGCUAAGAAGAAGCGCAAGGAAGUUGGGUCAGAUUUUUACCGAUUUCAGAGAAGAGAAGCACAGAGGAAUGAGAUAAUGAUGUUGCGGAGUAAAUUUGAGCAAGAUAGAAAGCGUAUACAGCAGUUGAGAGCUGCCAGGAAGUUCCGACCUUACUGAAACCGCUGGAGGACUCGUGUCCUAGCAAACCCCGACUGCUCUCUUUAAAAACCCUGGCAACUUUCAAUUGGCUAAUUUAAGUCGCCACCACAAUUUUUGUUCUCUUCUUGAAGAGAAAUUAGAAAAGGCCCACCGCGGCCGAAGCCCCAAUCUCAUUGUUCCAGUCUAUUUAUUUGUUUUUAGGACCAUUUCACCGUUCGCAUACAUAAUUACAUGGAUAGAUCUUGGAGUUCUUCAUCGAAGGAUUUCCAAGGGUGGAAAUCUCCCGUUGAAAUGAAAUGUAUUCAGUAUAUUUUCUUUCAGUAGAGCAUUGGAACAAGAAAACAGCAUUAUUACUAUGUGAA